AUGGAGAAUAAACGCCACAUUUCAGCACGUUUACAACAACCACAGAGACUUGGUCUAGAGGCUGCCGCUGUGGUCUCAGGGUCCUUUUUGGCAGGCGCCAUGAUGAGCUUGUCUGCCUUCACGAUCCCCGUUUUCUUGGACACCAACAGCGAUGCCGCACAUAUGCUCCGUCAGUGGUCGCGGCUGUACCACUACGGCCACAUCUACCUGCCCGGCCUGUCCGUCACAACAUGUGGGCUCUAUGUGUCCGCAGCGAUCGGCGCCAAGAAUCGUUCAGGCAGCCAGCGCGGGCAAUCGCCAUCACCACAGAACUAUCUCCUAGCCGCGGCGACGACGCUCUGCAUGGUGCCCUUUACAUGGUUGGUCAUGGCCCCCACCAACAACGUGCUGUUCGGCCUAGAGGGGUCGCGCAACGGGACGGCGGAUUUGGGUCCCGCGCGUGAUUUGCUGGCAAGGAUGUUGACCGUCAGCAUGCAGUCCAAUGCCAGUGUUGAUCUGAACAAGACCAUGUGUAUUGUUUCGUACCUUAUGGUGAUGUAA
Messenger RNA from Diaporthe amygdali, 540 nucleotides. Its product is annotated as DUF1772-domain-containing protein. Bases 1 to 540 code for a protein of 179 amino acids. The transcript is spliced from 4 exons. Lineage: Eukaryota; Fungi; Ascomycota; Sordariomycetes; Diaporthales; Diaporthaceae. The record is from RefSeq and is a predicted model, not a curated record.